This is a messenger RNA of Suncus etruscus (white-toothed pygmy shrew), 1970 nucleotides long. RefSeq names its product THAP domain containing 4 (gene THAP4). Bases 109 to 1809 code for a protein of 566 amino acids. The transcript has 6 exons. NCBI's taxonomy places the organism in Eukaryota, Metazoa, Chordata, Mammalia, Eulipotyphla, Soricidae. The record is from RefSeq and is a predicted model, not a curated record.
GCCGGCGCCCUCCCCUCGGGGCGGUCCCGCUCGGGGCUCGGCGCGGCGCGGCGAGGCGAGGCGACGAGGGCCCGAGGCUGGCGGCGGCGUGGCGGCCCGAGGCCCGAGAUGGUGAUCUGCUGCGCGGCGGCCAACUGCUCCAACCGGCAGGGCAAGGGGGAAAAGCGCGCCGUCUCCUUCCACAGGUUUCCCCUCAAGGACUCAAAGCGCCUGCUCCAGUGGCUGAAAGCUAUUCAGAGGGAUAAUUGGACCCCCACCAAGUAUUCCUUCCUCUGCAGCGAGCACUUCACCAAAGACAGUUUCUCCAAAAGACUGGAGGACCAGCAUCGCCUGCUCAAGCCCACGGCCGUGCCCUCAAUCUUCCACCUGGCUGAGAAGAAGCGAGGGGCCGGGAGCCAUGGGCGCACUAGGAGGAAGGACCCCAGGAAGACCUUGGGGGGCCUGAGGGGCCAUGGGAGUGAGCCAGAUGGCCAUGGCGCUGCAGGGUCUUCGACAUCCCUGAGUGACAGCCCAGUGGAGAAGCCAGAGGCCAGCAGGGGCAAGCGAGCCUUUCUGCAGGGUGAGGCAGUGGCACCCACAUCCUCAUUAUCAUCCACAGAGGAGCCACCUGUGCUCCCAGAAGAGGGUCUGGCCAGCUCCGCAUCCUCCGGUAGCCAGGAGAGGGGGAGCGCAGCUGCAAGUGAGGGUGGCCAGGAUGGCACCCCGGCUGACAAGAGUGGCAUUUCUAUGGAUGACUUUACCCCACCCGGCUUGGGGGCCUGCAAGUUUAUCGGUUCGCUUCACUCUUACAGCUUCUCCUCCAGGCACACUCGAGAGAGGCCCUCGGUGCCCCGGGAGCCUGUAGACCGUAAGAAGCUGAAGAGAGAUGUGGAGCCUGGCUGUAGUGGGACCAGCCUGGGGCCCGACAAGGCCUUGGCCCACAGUCCCCCGCACUCCACGCUCACUGCGACGCCUCAGAAGCCCUCCCAGAGCCCCUCAGCACCCCCGACAGAUGUCACCCCGAAGCCGGCGUCUGAGGCCGUGCAGAGUGAGCAGAGCGAUGCCAGCCCCAUGUCUAUCAAUGAGGUCAUCCUGUCUGCAUCUGGGGCCUGCCGGCUCAUCGACUCGUUGCACUCCUACUGCUUCUCCGCACGCCAGAGCAAGAGCCAGGUGUGUUGCCUGCGUGAGCAGGUGGAAAAGAAGAAUGGCGAGCUCAAGAGCCUGCGCCAGCGGGUCAGCCGCUCCGACAGCCAGGUGCGCAAGCUGCGCGAGAAGCUGGACCAGCUGCGCAGAGCCAGCUUCCCCUGCUUGGGAGGCCUGCUGCCCUCCGGCCGCGAGCCCCCAGUGAUGAACCCGGCGGUGGAGCCGCUGUCCUGGCUGCUGGGCACGUGGCUGUCCGAGGCACCUGGUGUGGGCACAUUCCCAUCACUGCAGCCCUUCCAGUACCUGGAGGAGGCACACAUCUCACACGUGGGCCAGCCCAUGCUCAACUUCUCGUUCAACGCCUUCCACCCUGACACACACAAGCCCCUGCACCGUGAGUGUGGCUUCAUCCGCCUCCAGCCCGACACCAACAAGGUUGCCUUUGUCAGUGCUCAGAACACAGGCAUCGUGGAGGUGGAGGAGGGCGAGUUGAAUGGUCAGGAGCUGAGUGUCGCGUCCCACUCCAUUGCCAGGAUCUCCUUCGCCAAGGAGCCCUACGUGCAGCAGAUCACCCGGAAGUUCCGACUAAAUUCCGAAGGCAAACUUGAGCAGACGGUCUCCAUGGCCACCACCACCCAGCCUCUGACCCAGCAUCUCCACAUUACCUACAGGAAAGUGACCCCAUGACCAUGAUCUGGAGCAGAGCUUUGUCAGGCAGGGCCUGACCUCUGUGGGGGAUGGAUCGCUCCUGCCACUCAUUGCUGGAGUACAAGAGGAUGCGGGCCAUGUAGGCUCAGAGUGUCCCUGGGCUGGCAGAGUAAACCAAAUAAAAGGUCUUUAUUUUCAGG